AGAGGCGCGGGAGGGCGGGGACCGGCGUUGUCGACCUGCAGCCCUCGCGGCCCCCGCUGCCGCUGCCGCUGCCGCCGCCGCCGCCGCCGCGUUCCCCCAGUCACUGCGUCAACCCCCGCUGGGCCGCGGAGCCCUCAUCGCUGUCCGCGGAGGCCUGGCGCUGCGCGAUUGCUGCGGAGCCGCGGGGCUGUACCGCCGCUUACCCUUCCCUGAGCGCUGCCUGAGCUGGCUGCGAGCACAUCGGGGAGAGGUGGGCUGGCUCCUCCCCUGCCGCUGGAAGGAUGCCCCCGCCGCUGCCUCCGGCUCCCGGGGCUCGGGAAGAUGGUCACUUCAGGCCGGUCUCCCGGCGAUCCUCUCCGGGCCUAGACACCCCGCCGAGGGCCCCAGCGAGCUUGCCUGGCUCCCAGCCCUCUCCUCUCUCCGUGCCAUCCGUUUGUAACGUCUUUUCACGUCCCUCCGUCCCUCCGCCCCCCAUCCUCCGCCCAACUAGUGUCGCUCUGUCGCCCAGGCUGGAGUGCAGUGGUGAGAUCUCAGCUCACUGCAACCUCCGCCUCCCGGGUUCAAGCGAUUCUCCUGCCUCAGCCUCCUGAGUAGGUGGGAUUACGCCUGGCCACAUGUAUAUUUUUCUGGAACUACCUUAUUCAAUCAUUCAGUAUUUUAUGCAUGGGGUUUGUAAGGAAGGAGACAACUGUCGCUACUCGCAUGACCUCUCUGACAGUCCGUAUAGUGUAGUGUGCAAGUAUUUUCAGCGAGGGUACUGUAUUUAUGGAGACCGCUGCAGAUAUGAACAUAGCAAGCCAUUGAAACAGGAAGAAGCAAGUGUUACAGAGCUAACUACAAAGUCAUCCCUUGCUGCUUCCUCAAGUCUGUCAUCGAUAGUUGGACCACUUGUUGAAAUGAAUACAGGCGAAGCUGAGUCAAGAAAUUCAAACUUUGCAACUGUAGGAGCAGGUUCAGAGGACUGGGUGAAUGCUAUUGAGUUUGUUCCUGGGCAACCCUACUGUGGCCGUACUGCGCCUUCCUGCACUGAAGCACCCCCGCAGGGCUCAGUGACCAAGGAAGAAUCAGAGAAAGAGCAAACCGCCGUGGAGACAAAGAAGCAGCUGUGCCCCUAUGCUGCAGUGGGAGAGUGCCGAUACGGGGAGAACUGUGUGUAUCUCCACGGGGAUUCUUGUGACAUGUGUGGGCUGCAGGUCCUGCAUCCGAUGGAUGCUGCCCAGAGAUCACAGCAUAUCAAAUCGUGCAUUGAGGCCCAUGAGAAGGACAUGGAGCUCUCAUUUGCCGUGCAGCGCAGCAAGGACAUGGUGUGUGGGAUCUGCAUGGAGGUGGUCUAUGAGAAAGCCAACCCCAGUGAGCGCCGCUUCGGGAUCCUCUCCAACUGCAACCACACCUACUGUCUCAAGUGCAUUCGCAAGUGGAGGAGUGCUAAGCAAUUUGAGAGCAAGAUCAUAAAGUCCUGCCCAGAAUGCCGGAUCACAUCUAACUUUGUCAUUCCAAGUGAGUACUGGGUGGAGGAGAAAGAAGAGAAGCAGAAACUCAUUCUGAAAUACAAGGAGGCAAUGAGCAACAAGGCGUGCAGGUAUUUUGAUGAAGGACGUGGGAGCUGCCCAUUUGGAGGGAACUGUUUUUACAAGCAUGCGUACCCUGAUGGCCGUAGAGAGGAGCCACAGAGACAGAAAGUGGGAACAUCAAGCAGAUACCGGGCCCAACGAAGGAACCACUUCUGGGAACUCAUUGAGGAAAGAGAGAACAGCAACCCCUUUGACAACGAUGAAGAAGAGGUUGUCACCUUUGAGCUGGGCGAGAUGUUGCUUAUGCUUUUGGCUGCAGGUGGGGACGACGAACUAACAGACUCUGAAGAUGAGUGGGACUUGUUUCAUGAUGAGCUGGAAGAUUUUUAUGACUUGGAUCUAUAGCAACCUUGCGUGGUGUGUGAACUGGUCUGCUGACCCCAGACAGCAGCUGUCCCCUGUGGUGGUGUGGCAGUGCCUGUGUUCUCUCCUAGGCAGGCCUCUCAACUCCAGGUGCUGUCUUAAGAAUUUUUACCCAGGGCCUGUCUUCUCAACCCCUCACCUUUCCCUGAGGAGUGUGUUGUUUUCCCUGUUGAAAAAAGUUACAAAAAUAAAUCUUAAAGUUAGUUUUUUGUAACACGAAUUUAACUGUCAGACAGUUAGUGUAGGUGUGUUGCGUCAUCUGUUUUCAACCAGAUUGCGUUUAUGGACUUUUCACACACUCAUUUUGAGGACCCCAGGUUCAAAAGUAAAAGCAGUGGCCCUGCUUUGGGGUCCAAGAAUAGGAGUGAUGGGUGAAGGGACCUAAGCUGGCCAAUAGCCCUCUGCCUCAGACAUGGGAUGUGGAUCCUUGAGGUUUCUGGUGAAAUCUGCACAUCUGUGAUUUUAUAUCUGUUCCCUACCCUGUAAUCCCUACCACGUGCACUUGUUCUGUGGUUUUGGUCUCUUGUUUAAUUGCACACAAGUAAUACUACUGGGUAACCAGAAUCAGGCGUGAAUGUGUUGAGAUUUUUACUGUUUCGCAUGAUAGGAAAAUUGAGAAAGAAUACAUAUAAAAUAUACAGAGGCAUAACAUCAAUGCAGAGUUGGAAGUUGACUCCCAAGGGCUGACAUGGUGUGUGUGAGUGUGGGUGUGUGAUAAGCUUCUCAUCCCUGCAUAGAUGCAGUAUUCUUAGCCUUAGAAAAACCUGGUUUAGUGGUUUAAGCCUUGUGUGGCAGAUAGAUCUUAAAGGGCAAAGCAGUAUAUUGGUAGUUGUCAAUAUAGCAGUGCUAGCUCUGUCUAUAUAAAUAGAGAAAUGGGGUUGGCCAUAGAGGUUAAAACUACUUGGUUAUCCCAUAUAUUAACACAAACUGGGUCUUGGAUACACAGUUGUAUUUAAUGUUUUACGAUCUAGCCUUUCCAGUACAGGCACUUUCUGAGAAACCUUUGUCCUCAUUUGAGGCAUUUUGUUGUCGGGUUUUUGUGUUUGUUUUUGUGGGUAUUUGCCUCAUUCCACCCCUGAGCUUUCAGGUAGACAGAUGUGAUUCAAAACUCUGUUCUAAGGUGUUUAUUGUAGUGGAGUAAUGGGUUUGCAGUGAUAAGUCAUACUUUUCCACCAAAGGGGAGGGCUUGGGAAUCCCUGAGACUAGCUAAAGUUAAGUUGUUGGAAGAAUUCCUUGAUUGGAAAUUUUACCUUUGUGUUUUGUUGCUCUGUUUCCUGAAAAUAACUCGGGGAUGCUCCUGGUUUGUCCAUCUACUGCUUUGAUUCCUUGGAUCCCACCCAUUCUUUCACUUUAAGAAAAAACAAA
Pongo pygmaeus (Bornean orangutan) is the source of this 3299-nucleotide messenger RNA. RefSeq names its product makorin ring finger protein 1 (gene MKRN1). NCBI's taxonomy places the organism in Eukaryota, Metazoa, Chordata, Mammalia, Primates, Hominidae. The record is from RefSeq and is a predicted model, not a curated record. The transcript has 9 exons. Bases 615 to 1916 code for a protein of 433 amino acids. Gene Ontology annotation, biological process: protein polyubiquitination. Gene Ontology annotation, molecular function: metal ion binding; ubiquitin protein ligase activity.